Molecule: messenger RNA, 3524 nt
Organism: Trichoderma atroviride IMI 206040
Lineage: Eukaryota; Fungi; Ascomycota; Sordariomycetes; Hypocreales; Hypocreaceae
Biological process (GO): ubiquitin-dependent protein catabolic process
Cellular component (GO): cytosol; proteasome regulatory particle, lid subcomplex; nucleus
Molecular function (GO): structural molecule activity
Source: RefSeq, a predicted model, not a curated record
CCUUCUCGCAACUGUCGCUAUACCCAUCAAGUUGCACUUGUCAACACCUCCUGUCGAACGCCAACCAUAACGACACAAACCUCAUUGCAGAUUUCCUUUGUUCACCACUCACUCCGCCGGGCUGAGAUUCCAAACACUGCACACCCCACCCUUGCCACGGGCCGUGGACGACCAUCGACAGCGGUACUGUCUCUUCAAAUAUGAACAACGACAGCAUCUCGGAUUUUCUCGCGGAGCAACGAGACGCAGCUCCAGAGGAGCUUCAGCCGCUCAUCCUCAACUUCGAAGACUUCUGGGAACGCAAACUAUGGCACCAGCUCACAGAUGCCCUCGUGGAAUUCUUCAAUGACGACGGCAGUGCCCCCCAACGCCUCGCCUUCUAUAACGUCUUCAUCCUGAAGUUUGCUGAUAAGAUCAACAAACUGAAAUUGGUGAUGCUGGCGCUCAAAGCUGCGACACAAUGCAAAGACGAUCGCGAUCGCUUAGCAUUCCUGCAGUCGGUAGUAAAGAAAGUGGACACGGAGGAUUCUCAAGAUGCGCUUGUGUUUGCCUCUGUUGCAGUUGCGAGGGUGAAGCUAAGUCUUAAUGAGCUGGAAGACGCAAAACAUGAUCUCGACGCUUCGGAGAAAAUCCUGGACUCCUUCGACUCUGUUGAGUCGGUCGUCCAUGCCGCCUUCUACGAUGCCAGUGCCAAUUACUACAAGCUCAAAAUGGACUUUGCAAACUACUACCGGACCGCCAUACUUUACCUUGCCUGCAUCGAUCUUUCCACCCUUUCUGACGAGGAACGACAUCAAAGAGCUUAUUUCCUGAGCGUGGCUGCUCUAGUAUCCACGAGCAUUUAUAAUUUUGGCGAGCUGCUGCUGCAUCCCAUUCUGGAUACUCUGGGCCGGAGCGAGAGUGACGCUUGGUUGCGUGAUCUUCUCUUUGCUUACAACCGAGGAGAUCUUGCCGCCUAUGAUGUUCUUUCAGAUAACAUAGCGUCGAACAAGCUCUUAAACGAAAAUUCGGAUAGUCUUCGACAGAAAAUUUACCUGGCAGCCUUGACGGAAGCCGUCUUUCGCAGACCACCCCAUGACCGGACCAUGACCUUUGCAACCAUUUCCCAGGAGACCAAGGUUCAGCCGCAGGAAAUUGAGCAUCUGGUGAUGAAGGCUUUGAGCCUGGGCCUCCUUCGCGGAACAAUAGAUCAAGUAGGCCAGAUUGCGCACAUUACCUGGGUGCAGCCGAAGGUGCUUGAUAUGAAGCAGAUCGAGAGCAUGCGCCAACGAUUACUCGAGUGGGACUCGAAUGUCAAUCAGUUAGGAAACUGGAUUGAAGCUGCUGGCCAUGAUGUCUGGGCCGCCUAAGCGUAGCCAAAGCAUGAGCAUAGAGAAGAGUCACUGAGGUUCGUAGCUGCUAUCGGAGAGGUUAUAUAUUACCUAUACCAUGAAUGCACACUUAAAACUACUUGGGCUCUUAAUGAACUUGCUGCGCUUUCAUUAUUAUUAUUAUUGAUAUGUCUAAUCGCAAUUUCGAAACAAGAGAUUUACGAUAAUUUAACAAAAGAAUUUGGCAUAAGUUCCCAAUAGCUACGCGUGAAAUCAUAUCCCGUAUGAUUCCAUUAUGCCUUGGAGAUGGGACUAAGGGUAUUCGUCAUACCAACCAGCCAGGCCGGCCACCACAUACACCAGAUGACAAUUGGCGUAUACAUCCCCCACACAUUCCAACCCAAACUCGCUGCUUUCAGGACUUCCGUCAGAGUAACGCCACUGGUCCACGCUGUCGUUAAUAUAACAAUUGGUGGCGAGGUUAUUAUCAACAACAUUGCAAAAAUGCCUCUGGUAGCUACGCUAUUGGUUGGCCGAAUGAAGGUGAGAGGGCUUGCUAAAAGCCCGACCAGGAAGGCGAGAGAGAAAUUGAGUGUGCUGAGGGUAGCAAGGGAUACACCUAGAAUCAACAGCGAGAAGGAUUUGGUAAGCUGAAAGUAUUGCAGAGUUGACUUUUGAAGUGAGGCAGCAGCGAAAGAGAAGAUAGCUGGAAGGACAGUAGAUGCGACGGAAAAUAUCAAGAAUGCCAAUGGCAGGGUAUUGAGGCCAAGAUGGUUGAACACAAAUAAAGGAAUGGCAGAGAUGGAAUGGCAUAUCGCAACGAAAGUAAGAGGUGAGAGAAGGUUCCGUUCUACUGCAAGAGGAUUCCAGGAGGCUUGCGCGGCAUCACCUUUGUGCUCCAUCCCAUCAUUUUUUUCCUUGGCCGAGUCUACAUCCUUGACCGUAGGUUGUCCGCUUUUCACCCAGAGGAAGAUGGCCAUGAUGGUAAAGUUGGCAGCCAGCAGCAUGGCGCUGGGGAGAUAUGUGCCAAUGCUAACGAAGCGAUUCUUUUGCAUGAGAAGGUAGAAAAAGAAGCUCUGGUGCAAAUGCUCCAAAAGGUUGUUGAGACUUCGAAAGGAUCCCUCAACAACUCUACCCAUCGCCAUCUCAUCGUGCCAUCCUUCACCGGUAGGCUGCAAAGUUAUGGCGUCCACAUGGUAUGGAAUAAAGCUGCUGUGGGGGCCGGUGGGAUAUCCAAGGCCCUGAUACAGCAUACCGCGGAGCAUCGUUUGAAGUCGAUCCUGAUAGCUAUCGGUAUGGCCAGUCAUCUGCUGUACGGUGGUUUCAAUACCCAUCUGGCCUCCCGCAAUAUUGACAAUUGAAUUAAUGAGAUCGAGGUUAGGCAGCUGCCCAUUCGUGCCAUCGUAAAUAAUAUGAAGCUCAUGGUAGCGCUGCUCAUGGGGGUAAUCGAUCGCGAUAGCUCCCUGUAGUGCACCGGAUUUGAGCGGCAAUGGUGAAACGUGUUUGGAAUCAUGAGCGUCGUGAUAUGCGUCAACCCAGGCCUGUGUUCCAGUUGUGCUAUCUGGAGGUAAAAGGAGUAUAAUGUCCUUCGACCAUAAAGACCAGCGUUUAAAAUAGCGAGCUAACGUGAGCACCAGCGCGAUGCCAUUACGGUUAAGCUGCUCAUCUAUGCUCUUCCAUGCAGCGACCAGUACAAUAGCUUCUGUUGCGUCACCGCGGGGGGCUUGCAGAAUACCAUACACAUUCUCCCCAGUAUAUUUCUGUCCGGCCGAGUGGUAGGUGUAGUUCUGUCGGCCAACCUUGACGCCAAAGCCUGUCAGGAUCGAUUCUAGCUUAUCGUUGACUUCAUAAUUAUUCUUGUCGGCAAGCAAAUCUACCUCGUGCCUAAAGGCCCGGAAUAUAUGCUGCUCGCUACCUCCAAAAUAAGUAUGCACUUGUCCAGGCAAGAGAGCAUUCUCUGAUACGUAAGUUCGUCUCGAAUAGUCGUCCAGAGGUAGAAGAAGCAGCCAAACAACGCCAAUGGCAAUACAGAAAGCGGACACGUAUGGAGGAAUUCUUAGCAGUCGAGGGUCGCGACGCAAUGACAGCGCUGUGGAAAGCAGUCGCGGCAUAUCAGCUGUUAAUCAUGAAAGAGACAUAAAUGUACCAACAGUGGCUCAAUCCAAAUUAGAUGGGCAAAAACAAGCAGCAGGUUCCCGGGGAAGCUGAUUUCAU